AUGGCGGGUAUAGGAAUUGGUAGUAAUGAUGACCCUCCAGACCUCGAUACUAGCAGACUCCCGUCAUAUUGCAGAAGUCCUCAAAACGAUGGAGUGCUCCGUGUUCUCCAGCUCCGAAUGAGAUUUAACGAAGAUGGCUAUGAUAGUGAUGACGUGCAACGAAAAGGGAACCGCCCUUCACUCCCACAGAACCCUUUCUUGAUAGGGAAUUCCGUCAAAACAGCUAUUGGUUACUCGAACGCGAGGCAUGUGCGAGCGAUCAAAGAAGCUCGAGGUGCCAUGUAUACCCUCCGCACAUACUCUCCUGAAAUAGCCGAAAAACUGAUGAACAUGAACACUUUGAUUGAUAAGACCCCUGUUGAAGUGGUACCACAUCCUAUACUGAGCAUAACACAAGGUGUGAUAGUUGAUUACGACACGAUUGAUAUGGAAGAAGAAGAACUCCUUGAAGAACUAAGUGUUCAAGGAAUAGCUGCAGUCCGCCGAAUUAAAAAACGCGAUGAAAAAAACCAAAAUAAGUUUAAAAAUACUCCAACUCUUGUAUUGUCUUUUCGAAGCACAGUUCUUCCAGAAUAUGUCAACUUCGGUUUACUUCGGAUUAAAACAAGGCCCUAUUAUCCCUCCCCUAUGAUUUGCCGAAACUGUGCAGCUUAUGGUCACACCCUUAAGCGAUGUACCAGCCCGGCCAUUUGUCUAACCUGCUCGGAAGACCAUACCAUGGAAAAAGACAAGCAAUGCGAGAAAGCGUCGUUUUGUAAACACUGCAAGGGGGAUCACUCACCGAUUAGUCGCGACUGUCCUGUUUUCCGGAAGGAAGAGGCAGUGAUUCGCCUUAAAGUGAACAAGGGCAUCACGUUCCAUGAAGCACGCACGGAAAUCAACAGCACGUGGGGUAAAGAAACCUAUGCCAGCAAAGUUCAACAGCGCCUCAAUAUCACAGUCGAAUCCGAAAAAGAUAAUCUCAUAAAAAAGCUACAAUCAGAAAUGGACAAGAUGCGAAAAGAAAUUGAAUUGCUGAGAACGCAGAUACCAACAACGGAAUCUAAACUCACAGACAAACGGACUGUCUCACAGACUCAAAAAAACGAUGUCAAUGCAACAACUCCUACUCCCAGAUACUCGCGGAAAGAUCUCAUUCACCAGCAAUCUAGGUUGGAAAAACAAAAAUUUAGUAAAAAUAACAAAGAACCAUAUAAUCCAAAAGAUACUUUAAAUCGCAGUAUGAGUAGAAAACGUAUUUUACAUUCGCCACCGCUGCAUUUAAUGGAUUCUAAGAAAUCGAACAUCAGGUCGAACUCCGAUGACCACGCUAUGUCUGAAGAUGAAUAA
Messenger RNA from Uranotaenia lowii, 1329 nucleotides. RefSeq lists its product as uncharacterized. The transcript has a single exon. NCBI's taxonomy places the organism in Eukaryota, Metazoa, Arthropoda, Insecta, Diptera, Culicidae. The record is from RefSeq and is a predicted model, not a curated record. The coding region runs from base 1 to 1329 and encodes 442 amino acids.